AUGUUUACGACGAAGCCUUUUCUUCGGGCCACGGCCUGUUCCGUGCCGUUUCGCAGUGUGCGGGCGUUUGGCAGCACGGGCAUAGUCCUUGACAAGAAGCUAGUGCCAGUUCCAUCUCUGGCAGACAUCGAGCCUGAGAACACGGCUCAGUUUAACAGCAAGCAAAGGGCCUUCCGAGAGCAUCUUAUGCAGGCUCAGAAGGCCAGCGAUGCGAGUGCGUUGUCCUCUGCAUCUUCUUCUGCUACGGAGACAAACGGUUCUGCCGCUUCUGCAAAGGGCUUAGGCUCACUGAGUACUGCUAAAGGAAGCGCCACCGGGGCCUCUGACACGGCCUCCGGCCGCAAACAGGGCCCAAUCUCCAACUUGAUCUACGGCACCAAAGAGGGACGCGAGCUUGACGCGCAGAUUGAGGCUAGCUUCAGUCAGCUACUGGCGCGAGGAAAGUAUAUGCACUCCAUCAUACUCCAUUUCCUGGUGAAGCCAGACAAGGUGGAAGAGUAUGUGCAAUUGAUCGGAAAGUGGUAUCCCAAGAUCGCCAGCAUACCAGAAAAUAAGGUGCAUCUGGUUGGAAGCUGGCGCACUGAAGUUGGCGAUUGCGACACGUUUGUACACGUCUGGGAAUACCAGAAAUACGAGGGCUACCAUUCGUCGAUCAAGUCGGUGUCUCGCCAUCCUGACUUCCCCGAAUUCGACCGUACACUCAGGACGCUCAUCAACUCGGAGAAGACCUCUCUGAUGCAGGAAUUUUCCUUCUGGCCCACGACGCCGCCGCGACAGCUGGGCGGUAUCUUUGAGCUUCGAUCCUACACGCUCCACCCGGGCAACCUGUUGGAGUGGGAGACGCACUGGCGGCGUGGACUCACGGCCAGGCGGGAAGUCAUGGAGGGCGUGGGAGCUUGGUUUGUCCAGAUCGGGGAGCUCAAUACCGUCCAUCAUCUCUGGCAGUUUGCCAAUCUAGAAGAGCGCAAGAAGCGACGGGAGCAAAGCUGGGAAAUUGAGGGAUGGAGCAAUACGGUGCACAAGACCGUGCCUCUUAUACAGUCGAUGAAGUCACGCAUCUUGGUCCCAAUGCCCUGGUCGCCCGUGUCUUGA
Molecule: messenger RNA, 1092 nt
Organism: Grosmannia clavigera kw1407
Lineage: Eukaryota; Fungi; Ascomycota; Sordariomycetes; Ophiostomatales; Ophiostomataceae
Product: nipsnap family protein
Exons: 2
Coding region: 1-1092 (363 amino acids)
Cellular component (GO): mitochondrion
Source: RefSeq, a predicted model, not a curated record